Onychostoma macrolepis is the source of this 7118-nucleotide messenger RNA. RefSeq names its product C3 and PZP like alpha-2-macroglobulin domain containing 8 (gene cpamd8). Gene Ontology annotation, molecular function: endopeptidase inhibitor activity; protein binding. Bases 512 to 6097 code for a protein of 1861 amino acids. The record is from RefSeq and is a predicted model, not a curated record. Gene Ontology annotation, cellular component: extracellular region. Lineage: Eukaryota; Metazoa; Chordata; Actinopteri; Cypriniformes; Cyprinidae. The transcript is spliced from 43 exons.
GGUCUCAUUCAACCGGACCUGUAGAGCUUCCAGGCGGCGUUGCAGGGGCAGUGCAGUCUUGUCUCUACUAGCUCAGAGGAGGCUCUGUAGACUUGUUCCGACACACCACUGAAUGAGACAAAAGCCUGGAAAGUUCAAAGGGGCAAAAGCAGACUGCCCCGGUUACAUUACAGCCUGUGGAGCGCAGCUCACUGGAUCUGAUGUGCAUUAAAUACCGUGCUACACAAGGGGUGGGGUGGAUGGAGAUAAGUUUUAAUGCUGAAAUAUGAGCAAUCGGAACUAAGGCGGAUAAAUACUGCACGCCAAGAGGGAUUGUCUUUACGUGUGGAGAGGAGUUCAAAUAAUCAGUUGCACGGACGCAACAUUGGCAAUUGGGAUAAAAAACGUUGCACGCGCUGCACCGGAGACUCGUGCUUUCCCCUCGUGGAUACUUGAGUUUGCACUAGAAGUUGUAAGAAUAUUUGUGGAAUACACCCCGGAGAAACUCAACACAAAACAAACGAGGGACAAAAUGAGAGGGUUACAUGUGCACCACAAAUCCUGGACUCUGUGGACUGUGUUCAUGUGUGUAAUGAGUGGAGUUCAUUCACAAGAAAGACAAGGUUACCUGAUUGCUGCACCAUCUGUGUUCCGUGCCGGUGUGGAAGAGGCCGUGAGUGUGACCAUCUUCAAUGCGGUAGAGGACACACGAGUACAACUGCAGCUCAGCGUCAAGGGCGAGAUUGUGGCUCAUAGCCAUGGCACUGUACGAGAUAAAGGCACCAUCAAAAUAAAGGUGCCGUCAGAUCUCAGAGGCCAGGCACAUCUGAAGGUUUGGGGGAACCGCCAGCUCAAUGAGGGUGGCUACAUCUUCCACAACCACACCACUGUGACGGUGGACAGCAAAGGCACAACUGUUUUCAUCCAGACCGACAAGCCAGUCUAUAAGCCCCGACAGAAAGUUCUUAUAAAUGUAUAUGCUGUCACACCAGACCUAAGGCCAACCAGUGAAAAGAUUGAAGCUUACAUAGUGGACCCCAGAGGAUCCCGCAUAGUCCAUUGGAAAGAUCUGAAGUCUGUAUGCUGUGGAAUUGUCAAUAUGAGCUUUCCGCUAUCAGACCAACCAGUCUUCGGCGAAUGGUUAGUCUUCGUGGAGAUGCAAGGCCACACGUACAACAAGUCAUUUGAAGUGCAGAAGUAUGUCAUGCCCAGGUUUGAGCUCAUCAUUGAGCCCCCUCCCUACAUUCGAGACCUCAAUUCAUGUGAACAGGUCACAGUCAAGGCAAGGUAUACCUUUGGAAAGCCAGUGUCGGGCAAAUUAACAGUUAAUAUGACAGUCAAUGGCGUAGGCUACUACAGACAUGAAGUUGGCCACUCGGUGGUGAAAUCAAUGGAAAUUAAAGGCUCAGCCACUUUCAGCCUCUGCGUGAAGGACAUGAUGCCCUUAGAGGUUACAGACCAUUUCCGAGGUUCAGUGAACAUGUGGGUGACAGUGAGCAGCGUGGAUGGUGGACAGCAGACCAUGUUUGAUGAUUCAACGCCCGUCCACAAGCAGCUCAUUGACAUCAAGUAUUCCAAAGAUACUCGCAAGCAGUUCAAACCUGGUCUGCCCUACAAAGGGAUGAUUGAGGUGACCUAUCCGGACGGGAGCCCAGCGGAAGGAGUACAAGUGAGGGUUAAGGCCGAACUUACCCCAAAGGACAACAUCUACACUAGUGAGCUGGUCUCACGCAAUGGCAAGGCCACUUUUGAGAUUCCCUCCAUCCCCACAGCUGCCCAGUACGUCUGGCUGGAGUCAAAAGUGACUGCCAUUGAUGGCAGGCCUGCAGGAGACCAGUACCUUCCCAACUAUCUGUCCAUCAGUAGCUGGUAUUCUCCUAGCAAGUGCCACAUCCAGCUCCUAAGUCCCAGUGCUCCUCUUGUGAUUGGACAAGAAGCAGAGAUCUCCUUGAAGUCCACCUGUCCCUGUAACUUCACUUUGCACUAUGAGAUCGCCUCUCGUGGGAAUAUCGUGCAGUCGGGUCAGAGACAUGCCAAGAGCAUGGCCCACCGUGAAAAGAGAGCUACAGUCACCUUUGACACGAACAUUCACACCACCGCCAAACCGCCACGAGACUCAGACUCUGGUGUGUCCUCUUCUCAGGCUGAAACAGACAGCUGCAUAUCGGUUCUCCAUUUCAACGUGACUUCUGCCAUGGUCCCCCUCAGUCGCCUACUGGUCUACUAUGUUCGGGAAAAUGGCGAGGGGGUGACUGACAGUCUGCAGCUUCCUGUGCAGCCCCGUUUCGAAAAUGAGGUCGCUGUGUCUUUGUCCUCAAACGAGUCGAUGCCGGGCAGUCCAGUCAGCAUGAAGGUCCGAGCAGAGAGUGGCUCAUGUGUAUGUGUAGCUUCUGUGGACAAAAGCAUGUACCUUCUCAAACCAGGCUUCCAGCUCACUCCUGAUAAGGUGUUCAAGGAACUGGCUGAAUUUGAUGUGUCUGAUGCCUUUGGGGUACCCAAAGAUGAGGGACAUUUUUGGUGGCCCGGCUUGUCAUCUCGAAGACGACGUUCCUCUGUGUUUCCAUGGCACUGGGACAUCACUAAAGAUGCCCGUUUUGCUUUUACGGAGACAGGGCUGGUGGUGAUGACCGAUAUGGUGAGUCUGAAUCACAGGCAGAGUGGAGGGAUGUACACAGAUGAGGCCGUGCCCGCUUUUCAACCGCACACCUCCACCUUAGUGGCAGCUAUGCACUCCCGAUCUGGGACAAGGGCAGAGAACCGCAGGCGUACAUUCUUCCCAGAAACAUGGAUAUGGCAUUGCUUUAACGUCAGUGUUACAGGAGAGACUGAGUUACGCUUGGACGUCCCUGAUUCCAUCACCACAUGGGUGACGGAGGCUAUUGGUCUGUCUGCUGAAAAGGGUCUGGGCCUGGCUCAGAUCACAGAGCUGCGCACAUUCAAGCCCUUCUUCAUCGACUUCACCCUGCCAUACAGCGUUGUCCGUGGUGAACAAACCAAAGUCCCGUUGACAGUGUAUAACUACCUUCCUACAUGUGCAGAGGUCCAUGUGAAAGUGUCAGUGCCCAAAGGGAUCAAGUUUGUGGGUCACCCAGGAAAACACCAUCUUACCCGGAAAAAGUGUGUGGCGCCAGGGGAGGCCACGCCCACUUUUAUAGUACUGCUCUUUUCUGAGCUGGUAUCUGCCAACAUCACAGCUCGCGCCGUGGCCUACAGUGAGCCAAGUUGCUGUUCCGAUGGGCUCCAGUCCAACAAAGCAGGCAAAGUGGGUGAGGAACAGGAGGACAGGAGAAGCCCUGCGGGAAUGGACUAUGUGCGGAGGAGUGUGCUGGUAGAGCCUGAAGGUUUACCUAGAGAGUACACAUACAGCGUCUUUUUCUGUCCAAAUGAACGAAUCCAUAUCUCCACACCCAACAAAUAUGAGUAUCAAUACGUCAAGAAGCCAGCAAAAGUCACGCACGUACAAGUGGCCAUCAAAAGCCAUAACGAUGCCCACAUUGCCCUCUCGCCCAAUGCACAUGACAGCACCGAAAUGGUGGAAAUUGUCUUGGGUGGGCGGCAAAACUCACGCUCUUGGAUCUCACGGGGUAAGAUGGGAGAGCCUGUAGCCAGCGCCCCAACGCCAGGAAUCCUAUCCUGGGAUGAGUUCCGAAGCUUUUGGAUCAGCUGGAGAGGAGGGGGAGUGCAGGUGGGGCAUGGCCUAGAGCCAUCGAGUGAGACCCUGAUUCUGCAGUGGGCUGGACCACUCCCGGCUCAGGUGCGGCAUAUUGGUUUCUCCACUGGCUGGGGUUCUGUAGGUGAGUUUAGGAUCUGGCGCAAAGAAGAUGCAGAUGAGAACCACAAUGAGGCCUUCACUCUGGGAGUCCCCCACAAUGUGGUGCCGGGCUCAGAGAGAGCCACUGCUGCCAUGAUUGGUGAUGUUAUGGGGCCUACCCUCAAAAAUCUCGACAAGCUCCUCAGACUCCCCUUUGGUUGUGGGGAGCAGAACAUGAUCCACUUCGCUCCCAAUGUCUUUGUGCUCAAGUACCUUCAGAAAACCCAUCAGCUUAGCCCAGAGGUGGAGGCAGAGGCCACUGACUACCUACUGCAAGGUUAUCAGAGGCAACUGACAUACAAGAGGCAGGAUGGUUCCUACAGUGCCUUUGGGGAAAGAGAUUCCUCCGGAAGCAUGUGGUUGACUGCAUUCGUACUGAAAUCAUUUGCUCAGUCACGUGGCUUCAUCUUCAUUGAUCCUGAAGAACUACGUGCUGCCAAAUCUUGGCUGAUCACUCAUCAAAAAGAGGAAGGAUCAUUCCCAGCAGUGGGCCGGAUCCUCAAUAAAGACCUACAGGGUGGGAUUCAUGGAAAGAUCUCCUUGACUGCGUAUGUGGUGGCAGCUCUUAUGGAAACUGGAAUUACAACUGAGGAGGAAAAGGUUGCUGUGGCUAAAGCUAAAGCGUUUUUGGAGAGCAACACAUACUCUGCUGACGACCCAUAUACUACUGCUCUGUCCGCAUAUACACUCACUUUACUCCGUAGUCCUUACGCUCCAUUGGCUCUGCGGCGACUUAACCACAUGGCCAUCACCCAAGAUGGCUUCACUCAUUGGAGUCUUACUGGCAGUACUGUAACUGAUGAAGACACGUUCAUGGGCUUCAGCGAUGGCCUCUCCCAAUCAGUUGUGUCGGCUGAAGUUGAGAUGACAGCUUAUGGUCUACUCACCUACACACUUCUGGGUGACGUGGCAUCGGCCCUACCUGUAGUUAAGUGGUUGUCGCAACAGCGGAAUGCCCUCGGUGGUUUUUCCUCAACGCAGGAUACUUGUGUGGCAUUGCAAGCCCUGUCCGAAUAUGCCAUCCUGUCAUAUGUGGGCGGGGUCAAUCUCACUAUAUCUCUGGCUUCCACUAAUCUGGAUUUCCAAGAAACAUUUGAGCUCCAAUGGGACAAUAAGAAGAUUCUGCAAAAAGCUGUGAUACCCAGCAUUCCAACAGGACUGUUUGUCAGUGCUAAAGGAGAAGGCUGCUGUCUAAUGCAGAUUGAUGUAUCCUACAAUGUGCCUGAUCCGGUGGCUAAGCCUGCCUUUCAGCUUAAAGUCGAUCUCAAGGAACCCAGACAGGAACAUCACAUCCAGCCGUCCUCACGACACAUGUCUCCUCGCUCCCGUUCUCGUGCUGAUAACCGAUCAGAGCUGAGUCGCAAGCGAAGAGCUCCUGUAGACGACGAGGAUCCCGCAGCCCACCAAGACCACCUGGACUACCGUGUUACUUUAGAGGUUUGCACCAGGUGGCUGCAUGCUGGGUCAUCCAAUAUGGCUGUCCUAGAAGUCCCUCUUUUGUCUGGCUUCCGUGCAGAUAUCGAGAGUUUGGAGAGGCUGUUGAUGGAUAAGCGAGUAGGGCUGAAGAGGUAUGAAGUAGACGGACGAAAGGUUCUCUUCUACUUCGACGAGAUCCCAAGUCAGUGUAUGACAUGUGUGGCCUUCAAUGCCGUGAGGGAGUAUAUUGUGGGCAAAACGGCUCCAGUGCCAGUGAAAGUCUAUGACUAUUAUGAACCAGCAUUUGAAGCCACUCGUUUCUACAACGUGAGUGAGAGCAGUCCACUUGCACGAGAACUAUGUGACGGCACCACAUGCAAUGAAGUGGAAAGCUCCAGCAAUCACUGGACGGGCUUUGUGCAAGGUGGCCAGUGCAACAAUAUUUUUGAUUGUCCGGAGGAGGAACACUACGAGCGAUGUACGUGUUAUCGUGACUGCGGCUAUGAUGGCGAGCCCGUGUGUGGUUCUGAUGGCCAAAUCUACCAAAACCAGUGCCAGAUGGAGGUGUCCGCCUGCAGGAAUGGCACACGGAUCGAGCAGAUGCCCUUCAGCCACUGCCCACAGAUGGAGGUGGCCGUAGAAGAGCGAGAACAUGCUACAGGAGAAGAACCAGAACAGGAACCUAUACUCAUUCCUGCAGGAGGGGAGGAGCCAGGCUCUGUAGCUGAGGUGUCCUACUAUUCUUACGAGUACGACCCAGACACUGAGAGCUUUUCACCAGAGAGUGAGGAGAAGUUAAUUCCUAUAGGAGAAGAAGAGGAGGCGGCAGACACCAAACAACUGAGUGGACAUAUCCUCACAGUGGACACAAAGGACUCACCUGAGCGAUGAGACACCUGGCCGUCAGCAGCAAGUGCAGGAGCUCCACAUUGUACAUUCUCUGUGAAUAUGUUUGUGUGUAAGAAAGGCUGGUAAAGAGCGGUGGACCCAGUCUGUUGCAACGAGAUGACAGCUCUGAGUGUGUGUGUGUGUGUGUGUUCGGAAAGAGAGAUAAUAUCAGUUCUCCUCUCUUUUAUUUUUUUUAAUUCAUUUCCAUAGCUCUUUACGUUUAGUGAUGGUAUGACGUUUCCAUGUAUUCCUCUUAAGUCAAUCUCUUGUAAUCUAGUUUUAAUAGUCCAGUAUUUAUGUUUGUAAGUACAAUUUACCUAAAAAUCAAAUAUUUUAUUGUUUUUGUUUUCUGUGGUAUUUAUUUGUGGCUAGUGCCUUUGUUUGUUCGGUUUUUAUUUUUUUAUUUUCUCAAUUCCUCAGUCAGCUCCUCCCUUCUUUUUGAACACAAUCUACUGGUGUGGUUUUACAACCCGUUAAAAUGUGCUGUGAUGGACCGUGCACUUCCAUAGCAGAAAAAAUGCACAAAAUUGUGCGUUAAGGUGUGUAGCUACUAUUUUUACUUAUAGUCUGACUUAUUCAUUGGAGAGGAGACUGCAACUGAUAAAUAAGCUUCUUUCCCAGUCACCCUAUGCUAAAUUAGUCUCUGCAUCACAGAAAACAAACUCUGUUAUACAAACUGGAAUAUGAUUUGUACAGAAUAUAAGCUAUUUUGAAUAAACCUCCAUGCUAAAUGAAAAUCGGUAGGCCCACAUAAAAUCUGCACUUUUAAACAGAAUGCCUCUAAUGUGAUUAUUCAAGUUUAAUUUAAUGAUGCGGUAAGGUACCAAUAGGAGUUUAUUACUCUCAAGGCCCAUUUAACAUACUUUACUGUAUUUAAAUUCCCCUAAAAUCAAUGCAGAAAAAUGCAGAUAUGCAAAGUGGCCUAUGUGAAAUUUUAAAAUUACUGUAAAUUUUAAUGAACAUAAAAUGAAUACAAAUCACAUUUGGAAGAAAGUCAAUGAGAAUAAACUUUGUAUGCAAUUUG